Molecule: messenger RNA, 5385 nt
Organism: Cephus cinctus (wheat stem sawfly)
Lineage: Eukaryota; Metazoa; Arthropoda; Insecta; Hymenoptera; Cephidae
Product: mucin-17
Exons: 10
Coding region: 101-4894 (1597 amino acids)
Source: RefSeq, a predicted model, not a curated record
GAGAAAUCGAACAAAAGUCAAUGCCCGCUAUUAUAAUUUGACUUGGGAAGAAGUCUUAACGGAAAAUGUUAUGACAAAAUAGAAUUUUUAAACUUGAAAUAUGUCUAUCAAUGUUACUGUUAGUGGAAAUCCAGUUUGUAUUCGUCGAAGAAGAAUGGUGCUGUCGGAUUUAGAUCUAAUUAAACAGAACGAAAGGGAUCGGCGAAGGAGGUUACGCCUCGAACAGGUCAGGCAGCAAUCUAAAGAAAUAUCUAAUAGAUUAUUAGAAAGAGCAAAGAACUUGACACAGAAAGAAUUAUCAAAACUUGAAAAAGAUGGCAAGUCAGAGUUGCGUCAAGCUCAUGAAAGAAAGAUUCUUGAACUACAAUCCAAGUAUCAAGAAGAGAUGGAAGACAUUGGAAUGGCUCAUACUUCAGCAGCAUUACAGGCUGAUGUAUUUGCAACAUUAGAAGCUGAGAAAAAGAAAAAUCGUGCUAUAGCUAUGGAACGUGGAAGAGAGGCAAUGCAACGUACAAAGGAACUGUCAAAGAAGGAAGACCCACAUGUCGCUCAGCAAGAAAGACUUCGUCAAGUGCGGGAAAUUGAAAAUGUAAGAUCCGCUAUGGUUGCAAAUUUACCCAAUAAGGGAAAGAACCCAGCCACAGAUUCCUCUGAUACUGAUGAAAUGGAAGAUAAAGAUUCAAAUAAAUUAAACGAAAGACGCAAAAACUUUCCUAAGGUCCAGCAAAAGAAGCAGACGCAACCCGUCAGUGCGGUAUCCUCAAAAUCGCAAAAGUCAAUGUCACCGUUACGAAAUGUAAUUCAAGAAAAAACACCAUCGUCGCCACAAGCAGGACCAUCCGGCUUACAAAAGCAAAAGCGAACACCAGAACGUGUCCAAUCUAAAGGCGUUACAGAUAUUUCACAGCUUCCACACACUUCGGUUGCAUGCGAUUCCGAUGAACAACAACCUCGUAAAUCGGCACCCUCCGUUAACAGCAUUCUGUCCAAAGCCGAUAAAGUUGCUAGGUACAAUCCGGAUGACUACAAACAGGAUUCUAGUAGCAGUUCUAGUUCAUUGAGUGAUGAUUCCUCGUAUUUCUCUGAUGGCGGCAGUGAACCUCGUAAAACAAAAAAGACACCAAAACAUCACACAUCUAUAGCUAGUAGCAAAGUGCAAGUUUAUGAUCACAGUACUAGACAGAGAAACGCUUAUGAGAGGCCUGUUGGAUUGGUGGAACGAGUGGAUCUUACUAAUGAACCGAAUGCAGAGGACCUAGCACGCGAAGUUCAGGAAUCUGAAAGUGUGGAGACCCAGUUAGCUGAGAGUCGAAGACUUACUGCACAGAGACGUGGCAAUGAUGCCAUCCUUAGAGAACGAGUACGAAGAGAUUAUCAAACUCUUAUCGAGAACAUGGACCACCUCUCUAGGGAAGAGCGUAAAUUACGAGCUAGUCAAAUUCAUAGUCCCCCCACUGAGGAUAUUCAUAUGAGUCAAGCUCGACGUAAAGAAUGCCAAGAAAAACGUCAGCGAAAAAUGGAUAGAGCUUUCGAAGAAAUUAUGCAUGAAACUGCUGAACAUCAUCAUUCGCCUGUAAUUCCUGAAAGAGUUAUAACUCUACCACCUAGAGAGAUUCGAUCUCGUGAGCCAUCUCCAGUAUGGGAGGAUGCGCCAUUUUCUGAGAAGGAUCGUGGAAAGCAAGAGAAUGAAGAAAGUGAACAAUUAUCUCGCGAGGAGCAAAUUUUGGAGAUGCUGAAAAAGGUUGAAAGGCAAAAACGUCUUUUACUGAGAGAAUUUGGCGCUAAUUUACCAAAUGAAGUUUUGAAUGCCAGCCUCAGACCACUGUUUGACGAGCCACAGCCAGGGCCAUCCAGGUCAUUAUCAAGAAAAUCACCUUCGAAGAAAUCUCCACCUAUAAAGCCUCCCUCGCCUGAGAUUAAAGUAAUCAAUCUGUCUAAUCCUGAAGAGUGUUGUAAAAAAGAAAAGAAACAGCAGCCAAGAAAAAUAGAAAUUGCUAUACAGACUUCCACUCUGGAGCAAAUAGGUGCAGCACGUGAUCAGUCUGUCCAGGUUGAGUUAGUACCAGACAAAAAGCCUACCAAGGAAAAUAAUUCGGAGCAAGAGACUUUACCUGGAAGUAGUAGUCAGGAUCCUCAGUCUAGACAUAGUUCUAACAAUCAAGUUAAAGUAUCUCUGGCGAGGCCUGUGCAAGACAGUAGUUCUUCAGGGUCGAUGUUAACGGGAGUAGUGAUUGAUAUUGAUAAAGAAUACGUUCGCGUGACUCCAAAAAAGAAAAAAUGCACAAAGGCAAGACGUUCACCUAGAUUUUUAGCGAAAGCGCAUUCGACACCAUCGAGUAAGACUGGGUCUCCGUCAAAGAGAGCAGCAAGAUCUGCACCAGUAACUCCAAGAAAAACACCUGUGAAGAAAACGUCUUUGAGAAAACGGAUAGAUGCAAGAAUCCAAGUGGAUUCUAGUACGGAGAGUUCACAAGCGUAUCAGACUCCUCCCAAUCAACAGACCCAAGAACGUGUUUCUACUGCAGCUGGACCUGCACCGGGACCUAGCACGACUGCGGGUCCGAUAAGACUAUCAAGACGCAGGUCUGUAAAAAUCAGAGAAACCUCAGACACAUCUACUUCAUAUGCAAGUCCUCCACCAUCAGCUCCCGCUAUGUUGGCAAGACUGUUGAAUAAUAGUACACCUAUACUGGAAUUAUUGGAUUCAUCUUUGGAACGCCCACCUCGAAGACUGGUCAGUCCCGUCUCAUCGCCAGAAACACCAUCCCCAAGGACUAUGAUGUUACCAUCAAAUGUUCCUCGUCCUGAGCAUUUUAACAUGGUUCUACAGUAUACAGGAACUAGCACGACCAGCUCUCAGACUGGUCGUGAAGACCGUUCAACCUUGACAGAGACAAUCUCCACUCAAAAAAAUCAAAUACGGUCACCAGGGCGGGUGAGACGAAAACCGGUGCAAAAACAAAGAUGCACCUGUCGAAAUCCUACUUGCACGCUGAUCCAUGAGAAACUUGAAGCUUAUGACGAGACUAUAAAGAAUUCUCCCGAAAUUCUUAAAAAAUAUGACGAUCUGCAACAUAUGUGCACCGAACGCAUUGCUUCUUUGAGCGAUUUAAUUGAACGUGUUCGUAAUGAUCAAAGAGGAAUGGAAUUUUCUCUAGUGACACCAAGUGAUGAAAGUAGUUUCAUGCAAUUUCCACCAGCGCGACCCAUGCGCAGUGAUCUUUAUAGUGUACGAAGAUUAGUCGACAGUAUUGAAGCUAUUCACAGCCAACUAGCACAAACUCUGAUGGAUUCAGAACGAAUAAUUGCUGGAAAUAAACCACUACAAGCUGCCCAACCUGGUUCUUUCCGAGUGACUAAGGAAUCCACGAGCACCGGUACUGAGGAACCUGAAGCACGUGAACAGAAUACUAAGGAUGAGAAAACUAGAGCAAAACCUAGAGUCAUUAGCGACGAGCCUAUAAAUCUAUCGCCAGGACGAUUGCGCGCAUUAAAAACACCACGUUCUGCACCUAUUGGUGCUGCUGAUGCGCCGUGGCCGACUUCUUCGAGUCCACAUGAAGACAUGGUGAAAAAAUUGUCUAAAGAAAUUUUGGAGCAAAGCAAAAGUCUGAAUAAAUCAGAAGUCAAGGACGAAGGGAUGCAGGCUAAUGAGAAUGAGCAACGAAAGAGUUUGUCGCCGACAAGACCACCUGUUGAUUCUGCUACAGUAGCGCCUUCUGCAGAUGAAAAUUCGAAUCCUGAAAAUAGGCAAAUUUCUUGGAAUUUUACGUCUACUAAGGAAGAAGAGUUUGUGCCUGUGUUAGCUGGAAUACCUAAAGUUUCACGGAGGACUUCAUCUUGUCCUGAAGAAAAUCAACGAUCUUCAAAUGGUAGAGGAAAACCUCCAGUUACCUUAGGUAACAACGGCUACAGAGCAGACAUACUAGUCUCACCCGGUCAUGAUUUAUCAACAAUCGUAGAACUUGAUACACCAGACACAGUUAACAAAAGUCAAAGCUCAGUCAGAAGUCCAACUGGUAAGUCUCGACGUAGCCUGGCGCUGGAUAAUGCGUCACAAUCAGAGACUCCAACUCGUUUAGAAUCCUCAACAAGAAAAUCUGAAGAAUCCCAAGGACGAAAAACAUCCCAAAUAAUAGGAAAAUCAUCCGUGCAUGUGGCGCCCCUGCCGACUGAAAAAUCACCACAAAGAAGUCCGCAGGAUUCCCCACAGAAAAAUAAACAAUCGUCUCCAACAACUAGUCGCCGUAUGUCUGGUGGUGGUUCUGGAGAGUUGAGUAAAUUUGAAUCAACCGAUUCAGAUCGGCCAUUAACUCAAGUGCUAUCAGGUCAGAACAUCCGACAAGGAUCAGAACAGUCUGAUUCAACUAGUGCAGCUAAUCGUGAAAAUAAAAUAACUAGUACAAGUUUCAACAGUUUCUCUGCACUAUCUGGAAUAUCUGAGAUAACUAGUACACCGUCAUCUGAUGUAUUAAAAUAUGCAUCGACACUGGAAGAAAUGGAAGUGACGUUGAAGAAGCUUGGUCUUGGUUGGGCAGCAACAACUCUUAAAAAAACAAGAGAAGCUAGUGCUUUGAGUUCCUCUUCGAAUUCAGAUGUGACACCUAUGAACACUGCCAGAAGAAUGAUGUCUCCAGGACUUAAAUCAGACGUUGGUGGCCUUCCAGAUCUCAGUGAUGUCUCUUCGAUCUCAAUAAAGGAUGCAAGCAAGUCUACUGAUAGAGCUGUGCUUCUUAGAGGAAGAACGUCCACGCCGAACAUUCAAAACUCUAAUUCCUCAUCAGGAAAAUCUAGCUCCUGCACAUCGAACUCUCCAGCUAUUAGUCUACAGGAUGCUAGUGAUAGUCUGACUGCCCCGAACAUAUCACUUACUAGUAAAAAGAAAACUUUUUAAUUCGGAUGUGAUACGACUCCUUUGUCUAAAGACAGAGGUACUAUGCAUAUCAUAUGAUUGUAUAGACAUCGAUUAUUUAGGAAAUUAUAUUUUAUUCUGAGUUGUGGAGUACAAUGAAAAUUAUAUAAAUAUUCAUACUAACUUAAUUAGCUACAUUUAAUAUGGGGUAUAAAGGGUUUUUUUUUUAUAAUAAUAUUAUUCCUUUCGCUGCGAACAUGGAUACAAUUAAAUACACUGUCCGAACCCAGAAUAAAAUGACUUAAAGUGUAUUAAUAGGUAAUUUGUACUAUUAAGAUUGACUUUUAAAAAGUAUUGAGAGUUAUUUGGAUCAGAGGGGAAAGCGGAUCCUAAAAAAUUCUGUUGAUUGACGACGUAAUCUGUUACUGAAUAUACAUAUAUAAUUUUAGCACUUUUAAUUUACAAUUUUAUACACGCUAUUAUUGUGUUUUAUUCCGUGACCUGAAUUUGAUAUAUAAGUUAGUUCAAAAUAA